Messenger RNA from Aspergillus melleus, 876 nucleotides. RefSeq names its product protein dscB (gene dscB). The transcript is spliced from 2 exons. The coding region runs from base 1 to 876 and encodes 291 amino acids. Lineage: Eukaryota; Fungi; Ascomycota; Eurotiomycetes; Eurotiales; Aspergillaceae. The record is from RefSeq and is a predicted model, not a curated record.
AUGCUCACCCCCGGCCUCACCAACGCCCCGAUCACCAAGCUCCUCCUCAUCUACACCAUCGCCGCCUCCGUCGUCCUCUCCAUCCUCGACCUCAAGCACCUGUCCAGCAUCCAUGUCUCCCCACACCUCAGCCCGUACGGGCAGUACUGGCGCAUGCUGAUCUGGCAGGUUGCGGGAUUCGCCAACUCCACGGAGGCCUUGUUCGCCGCCAUGAUCGUCUACCAUUGUCGGGUCGUGGAGCGCGCCUGGGGAAAGAGCAAGACCGCGACAUUCCUCCUCUCCACCCUCCCCUACACCACUCUCCUCCCGCCCAUCCUCCUGGCUCUCCUCGUGCGCCCUCUCUCCCUCAACACGAUCGGCUAUCUCCCCUCCGGCCCGACCGCCUCGCUCUUCGCCCUGUUGGCGCAAUACCACGCCUCGAUCCCGCACACCGUCCGAUACCGCAUCUCCACCUCGACAUCUUCCUCUGACUCCGCCUCUGCCGCCGAGUCGUCAACGGCCAGCAAAUCGCUCACCUUGCUCCUCUCCGACAAGUCCACGACCUACCUGAUCGCCGCGCAGUUAGCGCUAUCGCAGUUCCCCGGGAUGUUGUUGCCGGCGGUGCUAGGUUGGGGCGUGGGAUUGGCGUGGCGCAUGGAGUUCCUGCCCGGGUUGUCGGCGGGCAGCGCGUGGCGGGUCCCAGCGUGGAUGGUGGGCGAGCGGGAGAGUCGACGUAUCCCGCGGAGGAGUGGACGCGGCGGAGGCGGCGAGUACGAGGAUCUGAGGCAGCGGUUGGAGGGCGAGGCGGCGGCCGCGGCUAGUGGUUCGUCGUCAGUGUCGGCGUCGGGAUCGGGGACGGCGCAGAGACAGCGGGUGAGGAUGGCGGAUGAGGAUUGA